AUGGCUUUUCGAAAACGCAACUUAGCAAUCGCACAACCCGGAAUUCAAACCUCGCAGACUCCUAUCCCAGAAAAAGUAAUUCCAAUUCCAGGUAUUCGUCCAUCACCACUCGAUGGUCGUCCAACUACAUCUACAGGUAUCCGUUCUCUCGAUUCUGUACUAGCCGGUCAUGCAGGACUCCCACUUGGCACAUCUUUACUACUUGAAGAGAGUGGAACUACGGAUUUCGGUGGCACGUUGUUGAAAUAUUUUGCGGCGGAGGGUGUGCUUCAAGGACAUCAUAUUCAUAUCUUGGGCAUGCAUCAAGGAUGGGGAAGAGAAUUACCGGGUUUGGGUGUUGCGGAAGGAUCGUCUUCGAAGAAGGAUGUGGAUAGUAAGGCGGCAGAUGAUAAGAUGAAGAUUGCCUGGAGAUAUGAGAGAUUGGGAGAAUUUGGCGCAAGUGGUGCGAGAGAGAGGAAUGCAGUGCAAUCGAGUACAAACUCGUCAGAUCCACCUUCAAUAUUUUGCCACGAUUUCGACCUUAGUAAAAGAUUAAUUCCUCCAUCGUCGACGCAGAUGCACUUCAUUCCUACGAUUCUCAGACCAGACUUUGAUUUCGCAGAUACAACGAGUCAAACAAAAUCUCCUUUUACUCCACUCCUCCAACAUCUCUCAACACAACUCGCCCGAACGCCUUCUACAUCUAUUCACCGCAUCAUAAUUCCCUCCCUUCUGUCACCCGCCCUCUACCCCUCUCACGCUUCCCUUCCUUACCACAUCCUUCCCUUUCUCCAUGCUCUACGAGCCCUUCUUCGUCAAUAUCCAACCAGAUUAUCCCUCAUACUUACCCUCCCCCUCCCCCUUCACCCUCGCACCACUGCACUCACAAAAUGGAUCGAACUCCUCAGCGACGGCGUCCUCGAAAUCGCCCCCUUUCCUUCCAUAGCCAUCAUUCCUAAAGCCGCUCCCACCAGCUCCUCUAAUCCCGCUCAAGAAGAACCUCCACAAGGAAUGUUAAAAAUCCACCGCUUACCGAUAUUCCACGAGAAGGGCGGCGGAAGCGCCGGAUUUGCUGGAGACGAUUUGGCAUUUUCUUUAAGUAGGAGGAAGGGACUUGUUAUUAAACCAUAUAGUUUACCACCCGUUGAAGACGAAGGUGAAGAACAAAAAGGAGGAAUCGAUAUCGAUGGAAAAGGCGGAAAAGCCACUAAAGUCGACAUAGAAUUCUAG
This is a messenger RNA of Sclerotinia sclerotiorum 1980 UF-70, 1209 nucleotides long. RefSeq lists its product as hypothetical. The coding region runs from base 1 to 1209 and encodes 402 amino acids. Gene Ontology annotation, biological process: tRNA wobble uridine modification. The transcript has 2 exons. The record is from RefSeq and is a predicted model, not a curated record. NCBI's taxonomy places the organism in Eukaryota, Fungi, Ascomycota, Leotiomycetes, Helotiales, Sclerotiniaceae. Gene Ontology annotation, cellular component: cytoplasm; transcription elongation factor complex; elongator holoenzyme complex.